AUGAGUUUCUAUCGCUCACCUGAAUUGACUUCUUCAUUCCAGCCUAAAGUGACUGUAGUCGAGGGAGCUCUUGAUGUACACAUCAAUCGUGAAGGAUAUAUCUAUAAGAUUGUGAACAGAAAGAUCACAGCAUCAGAUCGUGAAGGUGCAAAAGUGAUGGAAAUGAUGAAAGCUGAACAGGAAGAAACGCGAAAGAAGAUAGAAGAGAAAGAGCUUCGUCGUGAAGCUGAAGCAUUACUAGAAGAGGAAAAACGUCGGGGAACCCGGGGCGAAUGCUGCGGCGUUACGCGCCACGUGCACUGCGAGCCGCAGCAGAACACGCGUCAUAUUCUCGCCGAACCUUAUGUGUGGAUCAUUCCUAUCGUAAAGAUGUUACCAUUCCAACUUGAACAUAUACAAAAGCGAUUAGUGGAUACUGUACCACUGAUGUUCAAGGCACGGCUAGAUUACACGUUCUAUCGUAAAGAUGUUUUCUGUGAUGAUCAAAUUUUUGGAGUCAAAAAACACGGCCUUGAUCAGUUCAUGCAGCAUAUUGGAACGAUAAGCGUUAUAGGACAAUUCACAUUGCCUCAUGUCCAGAUGGAGACUGUUAGUGUUAUACCGGUCAUUGAAGAUGGUACAGUACGGUGUCGUUGGCGGGUGAAUUAUGUGUCAUUACCACGGCUCAUCAUGAACCCUCGUUUGUUCAGAUUUGAUUACCGCAUGAAAAAUCUUAGUUGGUACGAUGGCUAUUCGGUGUUCACAGUCGAUGGUAAUGGCCACGUCUUCAGAGUCACAAUACAGAAGACUCAACGAGAUGAAGGAAUGUUGGUUGAUGAGAAAAGUGCCAAAGAUAAGCUGGCCGAGAAAAUUGCCGUUUUCCGGCCUGGCCCAGCGACCACAAAUUUUGUACCUCAGCAACGACCUAAGGAUGAACCAAAUGGAAUUAUCAAUAAAUUAACUAUUGCUGCUUGUAAUAGUUGCCGGGGUUCAAGAACGAUGUUAUCCCGCCAUUCCGUUCGUUGUGCUCAUGCAGCAGCUGCUUCACGUGCUGCUACCAGUAAGGCGGAACAGCUGACGAAGUUGCCAAGUGGACUAACCGUUGCUUCUGUGGACCAUCAGGGUCCCAUCAGUCAGCUGGUGCUUAUGUUCCGCGCUGGCUCACGAUAUGAAGGCGCUAAUCAACAUGGUCUAGUGCACUAUCUGCGUGACUCCGUCGGAACGGAUUCGGCGAACUAUCCUGGUCUCAGUCUAAUCUGGAGCUCGGCUGUAAGCGGUGGACGUGUUAAGGCUUUUACAACCCGCGAUAUCUACGGUGUAUCGCUGGCGCUACCCAGAGACGAGACCUCAGUCGGUAUUUCGAUACUUGGUCACAUUGCGCAACCAGCUUUCAAACCGUGGGAGGUUGAGGAUCAAACAUUGCCUGCUCUUAAAGUCGACAACGCUUACAAGGAUCCUUACAACGUGGCUUACGAGGAUUUGCACCGUGCUGCCUACCGCAGUGGACCAUUGGCGCGAUCCGUGUAUGCACCAAAAACCUCUAUUGGCAAAAUCAGCUACAAAACCCUGGCUGAAUUUGCUGCCAAGCACCUAACAACUGGACAAGCUGUUCUGUACGGGAUGAACAUCGAGCAUGAGCGGAUGGUGCUUUAUGGUGAUAGUCAUGCUCCCAUUGCCAAUGGACAGAAGGUUGAUGCUGUGGCUAGCCCGUACAAGGGUGGAGAGUGGCGUCGUCCUGCUGGUGGUUCAAUGGCGCACGUUAUGCUGGCUGGUGAAGGAGCGUCGCUAAGUGAUGCCAAAGCGAUGGCUGUGCAAGCAGUACUGCUUACAUCUCUGGGCAGAUCAGCCGCUGUACAAUUCUCCGGAUCCGUGGGGAAUGCUGCUGUUCUUCGAGCCGUUGCCGGUACCUGUGGCGCAUCAGCAUUCCAGGCAGCCUACCAAGACGGUGGCCUCGCUGGUGUCUACAUCGUCGCAGAUGGUGCUAACGCAGGAAAAGCAGUUAAAUCUGCUGCUUCAGCCAUCAAGAACUACAAAUGCAGUGACAUUGAAGCUGCAAAACGCCGUACUACCAAUGAUCUUCUCCGGGCCACUGCUCAUGCUUACCCAACUUCCAUCGAUCGUGCCACUCAGAUCCUUGCUGGACUCACUACUGAGGGAGCCAUUAUUGAAGCAGUUCAACAGGUGACGGCUGGUGAUGUUGAGGCAGCGGCAAAGAAACUUUCGAGCAAAUUCUCUUUGUCCAGUUAUGGAAAUAUCGACGAAGUUCCAUACUUUGUUAUGAACCCACGUAAUGAUGACGAGCAGCCUAAGCCUCUCGAUACUCCAGCAUCUGAAGGGAGUGCCAUGGCAGAUGAGAAACCGCCACAGCAAACGCAAGGUUUUGAGGGUUUCACUUAUAAUGAAGACGUUCUCAAAUUCGAGUUGCCGCCACUGCCAGAUCCUUUACCAAAAUGUAAAGCCGCUCUGGAGAAGUUUGUAGUGCCAAAAGAGUCUGAUUUGGUCCGGCGGUCUUUUAUGCCUCUACGAACUCAUCCCGAUCAUUUCAUAGAAGUCUAUUUCGAGAACGUAGCUGAAACUGGCAAAUCUCGACUACCUUGGGAGCUUGUGCGACCUGCGUUCUUAUGGAAAGUUAAGUCAUGUAUGGACGAAAUGGUUCGGUGGCAUCGACAGCGAGAAGGACCAGAUUCCGUCGAUUUGAGUGAAGGUUCUGAAAACAAACGAAUGUACGACUUUAUCUUAGAGAAAGCGGCGAAAUUCGAGGCUGCACCAUUCACAUGGCAGAGCUGCUCAAUUCUCCAUCUCGACAUUAUCGAAAAGGCGGAUAAAUAUUUUCGAGCACUGGACAAGACAAUCAACGUGGUCACCACUGUGUCCGAGGAUGGUCGGCGUAUGACUGGAAAUCCUCAAUAUAUAUCCGAAACACCGGACACCUAUAGCAUCGAGCAAUUGUUCUUUGGGGACGAACGCCCUGACUGCGAUUUCUGGGAUCCAGAUUUCGCCUACAAUGCGGUAUGUCUCCUAUAUCUAUUCCUACAACGGGUUAGGUGCAUAAGAUGA
Messenger RNA from Cooperia oncophora, 3036 nucleotides. NCBI's taxonomy places the organism in Eukaryota, Metazoa, Nematoda, Chromadorea, Rhabditida, Trichostrongylidae. The record is from the annotation of a GenBank genome assembly.